AUGAGGGGUGAGGGAACAGAUAGCAAGUACGAGACACCUUGGUUUGCAUAUUCCUCGUUAACGUUCAUUCUUGAUUCUGACACCUCAAGAGACACAAAGGACUACUUGCACGGUAUCUCCGACAACAUUGAAGACACCUUGGAUGAAGAUGAGGAAACUAAUGAAAUGUCAAUACCCGAAUGUUCGUGGUGUGGAGAUGUUUGUCUCAAACCGGGAAUAGAGCGGAAAGACAUGAGCGAAAAUAUAAACACAUCAGAGCACACACACACUAACAGGAACCUUUUAAAAAGAAAAAAGGAAGAAGAAAAGAAAGAAGAAGAAGCUUUCACCUCCACGUCUAUUGCACAAAAGGACGACUGCAACAUAUUUGUACAAAUGGUGGAAGCUGAGUUACGUAAGUUGAACCCCAAAAAUAGGGUUAUUGCCAAAAAUAAAAUACAGAAUAUCUUGUUCGACCUUCAACUACAGGAGAUAAAUGAAACACAAUCGGACGUUAUAAACCCAAAGUAGAAUUGUAUGCUACGUCAUCAAAUUCUGAGAAUACUACUGCCUCUAUUUGAUUGUUUUGCUGAUGGAGAGAGCAAUCCUGGAAAUGGGAAUGUGAUAAAAGAAUUUUAGUAUAACAUUUAAAAGCUGUUUGUAAAAUAUCGGAGUCACAGAUAUCUACACUGGACACUGGGCGAAUAGUAAAAGGACAUUUUUAGUUUGAGGUAAAUUUAUUAAAU
Molecule: messenger RNA, 725 nt
Organism: Macrosteles quadrilineatus (aster leafhopper)
Lineage: Eukaryota; Metazoa; Arthropoda; Insecta; Hemiptera; Cicadellidae
Exons: 3
Coding region: 1-510 (169 amino acids)
Molecular function (GO): DNA binding
Source: RefSeq, a predicted model, not a curated record